CUGACGAAUGACCUAGUUUACAGCCGGAUGCUCGAUCUCAAAAGAACAUGGAAAGAUGGAUGUGGUUUCACUUCCUGAUUAUUUUGAGAAUAUUUGCGUGCAUUUCAGAGAUCUAUGUCCCCUACCAAUGUGCUGAUGGGUACUUUGGCUGGCAUUGUAAGUUUCAGUGCCAGUGUGCUACAGAUGGAGAAGUGUGUAACAAGACAACUGGCUCCUGUCUAAGUGGUUGUACUGGAGACAACUGGGGACCUGGAUGCCUGCUUGAUUCAUCAUGUUAUUAUGACUGCUGUGACGAUGAACGAAAUGGGGGCUUCAAAUAUGCUGGGAAAAUAUCAGGGGAUAGCACAUCAACAUGUUAUUUGUGGACUAAUGCCAGUAUUAAGUACAAACUAAAGGAUGAUGAUGUUCCUGAGAUGAACAUAACUUUAGCAUGGAACUACUGCAGGAAUUCAGAGAUCCUUCCAGGAAAAACACCCUGGUGUAAUAGUAUUGGCGGAUUUAUUUACUGUGAUAUAAGAAAAUGUGAGUGUCCUGACUACCGCUUUGAUGGCCAGAACAACUGUGACAAGGACUGUAGAUGUAGAGACAGCAGUGAGGUGUGUAAUAAGGAAACAGGUGCUUGUUCAAGUGGAUGCUCAGUGGGAUGGGGAGGAACAGGCUGCCAGGACUGUACACUUGGGGAGAAACCUUCAGCCACAUCAACAGCUACUAGUCUCACAGUUAGUUGGAAUACCACAACAUGUAAUCAAUCUGGUGUGCCAGGAAUCCAGUAUGUAUUAGAAUAUGCUGAACUACUUGGUGAUACAUGGCAAUCAAUAGACAAGAGUGGAGAAGAUUGUAAUACCAAGUGUGAGGUCACUGUUUUUAACUUGCUGCCUGAUAUGGUGUACCUGGUGAGGGUGAGGAUAAGACAAGAUGAUAAUCAACUUGGCCCCUUUUUGGAGGAUGAAACCACUCGAGUUAAAACAAUGUGUGACAAGCCUCAUAGAUUUAAUUCCAGCCAGUUCCAUAUACGAGAGGUUUCAGAGUCUAAUAGAAGAGUUAUCAGGGUUACUUGGAAUAAAAUAACUGAUCAAAAUUGGAAGUGCCAGGAUAGAAGAGAGAUUAGAAUUAGGUAUAAGAAUGGAACUGAUGCUAAUGAGGUAACACAAACUGUUGCAGCCAAUGCAACAUACAGAGACUUUGACACUGCUGCCUGCACAGACUGGAAUAUCCGAAUAAAGCUUGUAAAUAAAAAGGACAAUUCUGGCUUUUCAAAGGGAAACACCAUAACAACUUCUACAGUUGUUGCACAAGUUACCUCACUGACAAAAGGCUCCAUUACUCCCAUGUCAGCCACCAUUCAUUGGAGCCCCCCUAGAUUCACUGGCUGUAAUAUAACAGGGUACAAUAUUACAGCAUUCAGGUUACAGGAGGAGUGCAGUCAAUUGUCAGAUCACCAGACAUUUACAUUAUUGAGUGAAAUAACAACACAUUACACAUUUACAAAAUUAUAUCCAAAUUCACAGUAUGAUAUAUCUAUUAAAGCGGUUUCUGGAGCACUUGAGGGGGAUCCACAAUCGCUACAAAUCAAGACUUUAGAAGCAGCUCCUUCAUGUGCUCUUAGUCCAACUGCUAACCACACGAAAAGAUCUGUUACCAUGAGGUGGGCUGAACUCCCAUGUGAUUGUCAAAAUGGACGUAUCAUUGGAUACGACUAUAGCAUUAGACCUGCAAAUGACUCUGACUGUGUCUAUGGAACUAUGGAUAAUUAUACAAGUUCUCUCUCAGUGACCAUUCAUAAGUUAGUGCCAUUUACCAGUUAUGCAUUCCGUGUGCGAGCUAAAAACAAUCAAGGGGUUGGACCCUGGAGCAGCGAGAUCCCAGUAAAAACAUUAGAAGAUGUUCCACCUAAGAUCACGGAUAUCAGAACCAACAGCAAUACCACUGCCAUAGAAAUCCAAUGGAAGGUCCCUUGUCCACCACACGGGGUCAUAACCCGCUAUGAGAUAAAAUACAAGCAGAAGAAUGCUAAUACCUUCUCAGCUCCCAUAAACUGUGAUAGUUGCACUGAUAUUUACUGGAUACAUAAAGGACUGCAAGCAGAUACAGAUUAUGUUGUAAAGGUGAGUGCCUGCACGAAGAGUGGCUGUGGAGCAGACAGUGAUGAAUAUUUUGUAAGGACCACAGAAGGCAGUAAGUUAAUUACAUUUGCUAUAUGUUGAAAUCUAGAGGUAUUCUUGCUUCAUUCUCACUCAGUGUAUGAUAUAUGCGUUUUAUAUAUGCUUUUUACGUCAUCCGUAUUUUCUUUACAUGGAGACUAGACUAUUACUUAUCUUUUAAACAUGUAAUGGUUAUCUGAUAUUUUGAUUUCAGGCUAUGGAAAUGAUUCAUUCUCAUGGCAUCUUUAUCAAAUAAUUAGUUUGUUAUUUAACAUUUAAAGCAAAAAGUUUGGGACACUAUGCCUGAUA
Lingula anatina is the source of this 2450-nucleotide messenger RNA. RefSeq names its product receptor-type tyrosine-protein phosphatase kappa. The record is from RefSeq and is a predicted model, not a curated record. NCBI's taxonomy places the organism in Eukaryota, Metazoa, Brachiopoda, Lingulata, Lingulida, Lingulidae. Gene Ontology annotation, biological process: protein dephosphorylation. Gene Ontology annotation, molecular function: protein tyrosine phosphatase activity; protein binding.